Molecule: messenger RNA, 438 nt
Organism: Cebus imitator (Panamanian white-faced capuchin)
Lineage: Eukaryota; Metazoa; Chordata; Mammalia; Primates; Cebidae
Gene: SMIM23
Product: small integral membrane protein 23
Exons: 4
Coding region: 1-438 (145 amino acids)
Source: RefSeq, a predicted model, not a curated record
AUGGCGACCCAGCAAGUGGGUAGCAGGAGGCAGGUGGCAGCAGAGCGAGUGGCAGCCCAGCUGCUUGAACGGAGAAGGGGCAGCCACUGUGAGGACAAGAAGCAGACUCUGUUGACAUUGCUGAUCUUGGUGCUGUACUUGAGCACAGGGAUAUCGGGAAGCAGCUGGGAGGUGUCAGAAAGGAUCCGAGAAUGUAACUACUACCAGAGUCUUGGCGAUUCCCAGGGGCUUGAAUAUCAGACCAAUGAGCCCUCGGAAGAACCGAUAAAGGCCAUCAGGAACUGGUUGAAGGAGAACUUGCAUGUCUUCUUGGAGAAGCUAGAGAAAGAGGUGCGAGAGCUGGAGCAGCUCGUGCGGGACCUGGAACUGUGGCUGGAUGUUCUUCUGGGAGAGUCACACUUGGAGGAGCACUGCUCCACACUUAAAAGUCACAUAUGA